Molecule: messenger RNA, 4147 nt
Organism: Silurus meridionalis
Lineage: Eukaryota; Metazoa; Chordata; Actinopteri; Siluriformes; Siluridae
Gene: pik3r3b
Product: phosphoinositide-3-kinase, regulatory subunit 3b (gamma)
Exons: 16
Coding region: 918-3140 (740 amino acids)
Biological process (GO): phosphatidylinositol phosphate biosynthetic process; insulin receptor signaling pathway
Cellular component (GO): phosphatidylinositol 3-kinase complex
Molecular function (GO): protein binding; 1-phosphatidylinositol-3-kinase regulator activity
Source: RefSeq, a predicted model, not a curated record
CUGGGCGGCUCUCAGCACCGAGCCACGCUUCCUUAUGGAGGCGAAAGAAACGUGCGCUGUCAUUACCGUGACCUGACAGCCGCGCUCUCUUCUGGGAUUAUUCGCCUUUAGACUCGGACGGCUUUAUGCCGAUCCCAAAAGACGGUAAGUUUUUUUUUUCGCCCCGUCGCUCGGAGAGUCGAGUUUGUUGUGCAGGAUUAAGUUGGCACUAGUGCGAUCACGCAUCAUAUCUCAACGCUCUCUGCUUGGGCUUGGACUAGAGACUACAUACAGUAUGAGCUUUAAAGCGUCAUGCAGGAUUAUAAUGCAGUUCAAGCUGCCAUGACAUACAGUGUGCAUGCAUGCAGGGUGCAGUUCAGGUUGCUUUCAGGAGUAAUUAUUUUAGACCACCAGGUGAAGGCAAGUGGACUUUGGAUUGACGGACAGGGUCUACUCGUGUGUGUCAGUCUGUAGGACCACAUCUGACACCAGCCCGAAAGGACAAUUUUAAUAAAUGUUGCUUUACUGUCUGGCGGCUGUCGCCAGUUCCGCAGGACCUACGGACGUCCACACUGCAGGUCUCUUUGUGCCCGAAUCUGAGCUUCCACCCUCGUUCCCACACACCCCUCCUUGGCACCAUCUUUUAAUAAGACUGGGGCUGUUUCCGAAUCCUCUGUCUGUAGUGUUCGCCACACUCCUGCACACGUAUUCCAUAUCACGACAGACCACAAGUGUCCCUUGGACAAUAUUCAGGGAGUGUGCCAUAGUGGCCUCCUCUUGUUCCUCUACGAGGAGAUAAUCCAAAUGUUCACUUCCACUUCUCAGGACGUACCGAACCGCUAAUUCAGGAUUUUUCUUUUUAAAGAAAAUACUUUUGUGUUUCUAAAUAAACAAUCCAAAUCCAGAGAAAAAAAAACAUCUUUUAAAGUGCAUGCACAAUGAGCUCAGACGGUUUCCAGUACCGUGCACUGUAUGAGUACAAGCGAGAGAGAGGAGAUGACAUCUCCCUGCAGCCUGGAGACCUUCUCACGGUAGGCAAGCUAGCACUUCUGACCCCAGACUGCCAGGAGGGCGAUGAGAAGAACCCGACGGGCUGGCUCCAUGGCACAAACGAGCGCACCAAGGAGAAAGGUGACUUCCCGGGGACGUUCGUGGAAUAUGUGGGUAUUGUGCGUGUGGGCCUGCCUGCAGGAAAACCCUGGCCUAGACCUGUUCCUCCAACCCCUGGAGUACCCCAAACACCUGUAGGACCACAGCCUCCAGGAGCCUGUGCUUCAGGGGGCUGUAUGGUGGUGGAUUCUCUGGAGCAGUCUACCGUGCCAGACCAGGCCCUUGCUGUGGUGCUCAGACUCACUGAAGCUCUGGAGAGACCGGGCUGGGAAAACGAGCCUCUCUACAGAACCUUGUUGGCUUCCAGUGCUGCAACGCUCGACCUACAACAGGCUCUGGACACAGACCCCGCUGCAGUGGAGUAUGAGCAGUACGACUUGGCUGUGUUGGCUGAUACUCUCAGGGCUUACCUGCAGGAGCUGCCAUGUCCCAUCAUUCCAUCUGUGCUCUACAGUGAGCUGGUCUACACUGCUCAGGAAAUAGCAAGUUUGGAGGAAUGUGGUCAGCAGCUAAAGAGGAUCCUGGACUCUCCCAGCAUGCCACAGUCUAACCACCAGCUCUUGGUCUGUCUGACCUGUCACCUCAGCAAAGUUGCACAGAGUGGAGGAGCUGCUCAGGCCAGUGGCAGAUUUCUGGCUCAAGCCUACUUGGAGCCGAUAUUUAAAUACAGCCAUUCCGGUGCUGAUGUGAACCCUGAUCAUCACAUGAAGAUUCUGGAAGCCCUCAUUGCUGUAGGAGGCCUGACUGAGAUGCAAGCUGCACCAGCUCUUCCUCCCAAGCCGGCCAAACCCAUGACUCCCGUGAACAGUAACGGUGCGAAGGAGGCGGCAAGCAGCUCGUUGCAGGAUGCAGAAUGGUACUGGGGAGACAUAUCGAGGGAAGAAGUGAACGACAAACUGCGAGACAUGCCAGACGGAACCUUCCUGGUACGGGACGCCUCGACUAAAAUGCAGGGAGACUACACGCUCACUUUAAGGAAAGGCGGCAACAAUAAGCUAAUAAAGAUCUACCACCGCGACGGCAAAUACGGUUUCUCAGACCCCCUGACCUUCGGUUCGGUGGUGGAGCUCAUCAGUCACUACAGACACGAGUCUCUGGCUCAAUAUAACACGAAACUGGACGUCAAGCUCAUGUACCCCAUCUCCCGCUACCAACAGGAUCAGCUGGUCAAAGAAGACAACAUCGAUGCUGUGGGGAAGAAACUCCAGGAAUAUCACAAUCAAUAUCAGGAAAAGAGUAAAGAGUAUGACGGGCUGUAUGACGAGUACACGAAGACUUCGCAGGAGAUUCAGAUGAAACGCACGGCGAUAGAAGCCUUCAACGAGACCAUCAAGAUAUUCGAAGAGCAGUGUCACACACAGGAGCGAUACAGCAAGGAGUAUAUCGAGCGCUUCCGCAGAGAAGGCAACGACAAAGAGAUCGAAAGGAUAAUGAUGAACUACGCCAAACUCAAAUCACGACUAGGGGAGAUCCACGAAAGCAAAAUCCGCCUGGAGCAGGACCUAAAGACGCAAGCGUUGGACAACCGGGAGACCGACAAGAAGAUGAACAGCUUAAAGCCAGACCUUAUCCAGCUGAGGAAAAUCCGAGAUCAGUAUCUUGUUUGGCUCAAUCACAAAGGCGUACGUCAGAAACGAAUAAAUGACUGGCUGGGCAUCAAAAAUGAGAACACAGAUGAUACUUACUUUGUGAGUGAAGAGGACGAGAACCUGCCACACUACGACGAGAAGAGUUGGUUUGUUGGGGACCUGAACCGCACGCAGGCUGAGGAUCUUCUGCUGGGAAUGCCAGAUGGAGCCUUCCUCAUCCGGGAAAGCAGCAUGAAGGGCUGUUACGCCUGCUCUGUAGUUGUGGAUGGAGAAGUGAAGCACUGUGUGAUCUACAGCACGCCGCGUGGUUACGGCUUCGCUGAGCCAUACAACCUGUACAGCACUCUGAAAGACCUUGUUCUGCACUAUCACCAGACCUCGCUGGUCCAGCACAACGACUCGCUCAACGUGCGCCUGGCCUACCCCGUCUACGCACAGAUGCCCUCAGGCCCCCGCAGAUGAGGCCCUGCCCACUCCAACACACACACACACACACACACACACACGUGUUCCUACAAACUAAACAAAAUCCAACACAACAAACACUUGCUGCAACACACCCAAACAAACACACACACCUACACAAACACACACGUCAGCCACCUUCGGAGUUCUAUAUUUUUACUAGAACAAUUUGGAGGGCAUUCUUUCUAAAGACUGCUUGAUUUGCACAAGGAAGUUUUAAAUGUUUGUGAAUGUGAAAAAAAAAAAAAAAAAAAGACAGAAGGAAGCAGAAGAGGCGAGUUUCAGGUGACCCACGCUGCUACCUAAACUCCAGCUGGGACUUUUUACAUGCUUCAUGAUUUAAAGCUUUUCUUUUUUUUGUCCUUCUUUUCUUUUUCAUUGUCAUUCAUUUGUACAUUUUUAUCCCUUUGUCUCAUCCUCCUUUACUACAUUCAAGGCAGGAAAUUAUAUAUGUUUUUUUUUCUCUUUCGCUCCUUCUCUCUCUCUCUCUCUCUCUCUCUCUCUCUCUCUCUCUUUUGCUUUCUUUCAUUGUGUGUAUGCUGAAAAGGCAAAUGUAUGUAGCAAACAGACGCCUGACACUUUCCAGAGUGUUUCUCACAGUAACUGCUGCUGAACAAGGGAUUAUGGGAGGGAAUGGAACAGGGACAGGGGUAGGGUGGGCCGGGGGGACAAGCUGAGAGGGCACAAGUGAAAAUAUGUCAUAGUCUUAAAUGAAACAAGCUUGCUUUUAUAUGUUAGAGGGGAGCUGUUUGUUUUGUUUUGUUUUUUAGGUUUUUUUUAAUGUUUGUUUGCUUUAAUUGCUGGAUCAGAUUUUUUUUUUUAUCUUUCUGAGCAGUAAUGGUGUUACAGUCCAGUGCAGAGACCAAAGGUAGCAUAGGGAGGAUUUUUUUUUUCUUCUUUCUGUUGAUUAAUAAGAUCGAGAGGAAAGUGUUAUUUCACCCUAAAACCCGUAGACUCGGUAACUAAAAGCGCCAGACAGAAAAUAAAGAUUAUAAUUUUCUUGA